Molecule: messenger RNA, 540 nt
Organism: Mastomys coucha (southern multimammate mouse)
Lineage: Eukaryota; Metazoa; Chordata; Mammalia; Rodentia; Muridae
Gene: Rpl34
Product: ribosomal protein L34
Exons: 5
Coding region: 144-497 (117 amino acids)
Biological process (GO): translation
Cellular component (GO): ribosome
Molecular function (GO): structural constituent of ribosome
Source: RefSeq, a predicted model, not a curated record
CUUAGAGGUAUGGUGGCCCGCUUCUGCUCUGUGUUUUUACUGUUUACGAUCCGUAGCCAUCCGAGGAGUUAGGCGGGCGGGACGCCCUCGGGGACGGUGCCGUAGCUGGGGUUGAUGGUGAAGGACGAGGAGAGGCGCUCAGGAUGGUCCAGCGUUUGACAUACCGUCGUAGGCUCUCCUACAAUACAGCCUCUAACAAAACUAGGCUGUCUCGAACCCCUGGCAACAGGAUUGUUUACCUUUACACCAAGAAAGUUGGGAAAGCACCUAAAUCCGCAUGUGGCGUGUGCCCAGGCAGACUGCGAGGGGUUCGGGCCGUGAGACCCAAAGUCCUUAUGAGAUUGUCUAAGACAAAGAAGCAUGUCAGCAGGGCCUAUGGUGGCUCCAUGUGUGCCAAGUGUGUCCGGGACAGGAUCAAGCGGGCUUUCCUUAUUGAGGAGCAGAAAAUCGUUGUGAAAGUGUUGAAGGCACAAGCACAGAGUCAGAAAGCAAAAUAAAUGCAGCUUUUUUAAGUAAUAAAAAUCAAGACUUGGUCUACGG